CUGUCUGAGGCUGCAGUGCAGGGCGCGCUCCCGCUCCAAACAAAGAAACCGUAGCAUCAUCACAUCAGCUCGACUGCAGGUCGUCCUCCAACACCGACAUCUUUCCUAAAGUGCAGCAACCAUGACAGCAAACGGAACCAGCGACAUGCUCAAGAUCCAAUUCGGGCUCAUCAAUUGCGGGAACAAGUACCUCACCGCUGAAACGUUCGGGUUCAAGAUCAAUGCAUCUGCCACCUCCAUGAAGAAGAAACAAAUCUGGACCUUGGAACAGAAUGGGGAUGACUCCAAUAUGGUCUUUCUGAAGAGUCACCUGGGCAGGUACAUUGCGGCCGACAAAGAUGGCAACAUCACAGGUGACAGCGAGACCCCCGGCGUGGACUGCAGGUUUAUAAUAACGGCUCAUGACGAUGGGCGGUGGUCUCUGCAGUCGGAGCCUCACAAGCGCUAUCUGGGCGGCACAGAAGACAGGAUCACCUGCUUCGCCCAGACCAUCUCCAUUGCCGAGAAAUGGAGCGUGCACAUCGCCAUGCACCCUCAAGUCAACAUCUUCAGCCUCACGAGAAAACGGUACGCUCACCUGAGCGCCAAGAACGACGAGAUCGCAAUUGACAGGGACGUCCCCUGGGGCGUCGACUCCUUGAUCACUCUAGUUUUUCAAGACCAGAGGUAUCACCUGCAGACCUCAGAUUAUCGGUUCUUGAAGAAUGACGGCUCGCUGGCUCAAAAACCCGACAAAACCACCGGGUACACGCUGGAGUUCAGGUCGGGAAAGGUGGCAUUCAGGGACUGUGAGGGGAGAUACCUUGCUCCUUCUGGUCCUAGUGGGACCAUGAAGUCUGGCAAGAGCUCCAAGGUCGGAAAAGACGAGCUUUUUGUCAUGGAGCAGAGUCACCCUCAGGUGGUGCUUACCGCUGGCAACGACAGAAACGUGUCCACCAGGCAAGGCAUGGACCUCUCUGCCAAUCAGGAUGAGGAAAGCGACCAGGAGACUUUCCAGAUGGAGAUCAGUAAGGACACAAAGAAGUGCGCGUUUAGGACCUGCUCUGGAAAAUACUGGACCCUCACUGCCAAUGGAGGACUGCAGUGCACUGCCUCCACCAAGACUGCGAACUGCUACUUUGACAUUGAGUGGCGUGGGAAGAAAAUCACUCUGAGGGCAGCCAAUGGAAAAUACGUGGCAGCUAAAAAGAAUGGGCAGCUCGCGGCCACUGUCGAUUCGGCAGGGGAGACCGAGGAGCUCCUGAUGAAGCUCAUCAACAGGCCCAUCAUCGUCCUGCGUGGCGAGCACGGCUUCAUCGGCUGCAGGAAGGUGACCGGGACCCUGGACUCCAACCGCUCCUCCUACGACCUCUUUCAGCUGGACUUCCACAACGGGGCCUACAGCUUGAGAGAUUCCACUGGGAAGUACUGGAUGGUGGGGAACGAGUCCUCUGUGGUCAGCAGCAGCGACACGCCAGUCGAGUUCCUGCUGGAGUUCUGUGACUACAACAAGGUGGCCGUCAAGUCGUCCGACGGCAAGUACCUGAGGGGAGACCAUGCCGGCGUCCUCAGGGCCAAUGCUGAUGCCAUCGACAGCUCCACCAUGUGGGAGUACUAGGAGCACUUUAGUUACCAUUGUGGCUUUUUGGUUCGGAUUUUACUUUAUGUUUUUCUGUUUUUUUUUUUUAACCGUGAUUUUUAUUAAUGUGCAUGUGUACAUGGGGUUUGGAUGGCUGAAAGGGAUGCAGACUGGCCACCAACCACUAACACUGGCAAAGUCUUAAUGAUACUUCACAACAUGCCCAAAAUCUGGGGUCUGAUGCUCUAAGCCGGACCACCCAGAAAGGCUGCUUGGUACACCAGGGUUACAGGGAUCAUUUGUUAGGAUAUUCCCCCAGGACUAGGUCCAUCUGUGCUUUGCUCUGUGACCAAAGUUCUGAGCUCAGUGAUAUUUUUUUUUUUUUUAUUCAGGCAAAUGAUUCAUAGCACACGUGAAAGUCUAUGACCAGACAUUUGAUCAAAGAAUCUGUUGCUUGUGAAGUCCUGGGCUGAUUGGCAUGAAGUCCAGAUGAGAACUUGUCAAGUGGUGCUCUCUGAGAAAAGGCCAUGCAUCCUAAAUUUGGCAAAGGUCAAAGCCAGCAGUCUCAAACAGUUGCUAAAUCUUCAGAGAUGGAAGAGCAAAACCCGCUUUGAAACAAGCUCCUGUGUCUUUCGGCGUUUCGGUGCCCCUCUAUUUGACAAGCACACUUUCACAGCCAUGUGAGAUCUACUCUGAACACAUCAUCCAUCAGCUCUCAGCUGACUGGUCUGACGGGUCUACCUGAACAUUUCAGUAAUUUUAUGCCAAUGCUAAGUGUUUACGUGGUAAAGACCAACCACCGGUAACAGUAUUCAACAGCAGCUGUUUGCUGUUUCGAUUUGUAGUAUGACUUUAAUUUCUCACCAUAUUUUUGAUCCAGUACUAGGAAAAACAUUGAAAAUGCCAGAAUGGACAUUGUAUACAUAGCUGUCUUUUGUUUCCUGAUUUAUUUAAGGGACAUCUGUAAUGUUGUGAUGUCAACUUGUGUAAUAUUGACUGGAAUCUCUCUGCAGGAUAAGAUAUUUUUUUCAGUUGCUUAGAUGGAGAAAUUCAAAACUGGAAAUGUAUUCUGUUGUGGACAUAAGUGGAACGCAAACAAUCACUCAUCUCAGUUGUGUUAAGCAGCUGCUCAAGAUUCUAAUACACAGCCCAACAAAAAGGCAAAGCAUACACAGCAACGUAAAAGAGAUGCAACAGUGUAAUGUACUUUAAAUACAAAUUGGUAUCUGCAACUGACAAUUGAUCGUUGUUACUAUCAGUGCUACAUGAAUGUACAUCCAAAAAUUCUAUUGAUUGCAGGUCAGAAGUCAUUGUUGCAGGUUCAACACGAUGAAGUGGAACCCCCCAAAAAAAAGCCCCUAACAUCCAUGGCCACUGUGGGGUAACCUGUUUACCCCAUUUCCGCUGUAAUACAGUACAGGAGCUUCAAAAAUGCCAAUCCUUUUCAUGACAAAAUAAAUGAAUAUUUUCAGUUUUUAAAGGCACACGUAUUACAUGCACCUGGGGGGGGGACUCUAUUUAAAUAAGGAGGCUGACCUAUGUCAGGCUGUAACCACCUCUGCAGUGACAUCUAUCAGAAGAGAGACAAUGUUUCAUAUCAGUGGGUGAAAAAAUGCCACCAUGUUGUGUGAUUGUGUUUUCAGUCUGUGUGAUAUAAAAGGGUGAAAUGUCACAUGAUGAAGUCAAACGUCAAACUUGGGGGGGGGGGUGGGGGGGGU
Messenger RNA from Megalops cyprinoides (Indo-Pacific tarpon), 3276 nucleotides. It is a transcript of the gene fscn1a, whose product is annotated as fascin actin-bundling protein 1a. The record is from RefSeq and is a predicted model, not a curated record. Gene Ontology annotation, biological process: actin filament bundle assembly; establishment or maintenance of cell polarity; cell migration. The coding region runs from base 122 to 1597 and encodes 491 amino acids. Gene Ontology annotation, cellular component: cytoplasm; lamellipodium; ruffle. Gene Ontology annotation, molecular function: protein-macromolecule adaptor activity; actin filament binding. Lineage: Eukaryota; Metazoa; Chordata; Actinopteri; Elopiformes; Megalopidae. The transcript is spliced from 5 exons.